Molecule: messenger RNA, 1389 nt
Organism: Suillus discolor
Lineage: Eukaryota; Fungi; Basidiomycota; Agaricomycetes; Boletales; Suillaceae
Product: Alpha/Beta hydrolase protein
Exons: 3
Coding region: 1-1389 (462 amino acids)
Biological process (GO): lipid metabolic process
Molecular function (GO): hydrolase activity, acting on ester bonds
Source: RefSeq, a predicted model, not a curated record
AUGGUUGUUCCUCUCAUUGGUCGUCUUAAGGGGCACGAAUACGCAGCCCUUGUUGGGGGCUUCUUCUUCUUGGUCUUCGAGACUGCUAUCAGCUUCAUCAUCAUGCUCCUCCCCAUUCCCAUCAUCCAGUGGUUCCACAACCACUCACGGACCCUCUUUCACCGUUUCUCCGUAAACCAUGCAAAUGGCAAGUCCGAGGCCGAAGAUGUUGCUGAUGCUAUACGCAAGGCAAAGGAUUUUGGAGAGCUGUGUCAGUAUUGGGGUUACACGCAUGAGGAACAUGUCGUUUUGACAAAGGAUGGAUAUUUAUUGGGUUUGCAUAGGCUCCCGGCGAAGAGGGGGCAGAGGAAGCGAAGUCCUGGGACAAGCACGGGAAAGCCAGUGGUGUAUUUACAUCAUGGGUUGCUCAUGAAUAGCGAAGUAUGGGUCUGUUUGACAAAUGCUGAGAGGUGCUUGCCAUUUGUCCUUGUUGAGCAAGGCUUUGAUGUAUGGAUGGGCAAUAACAGAGGGAACAAGUACUCCAAGAAGUCGGUUCAUCAUGACCCGAAUUCGAUCAAGUUUUGGAACUACAGCCUCGACGACUUUGCUUGGCAUGAUAUUCCUGAUUCUAUUCAGUAUAUCCUAGAUAUCACGAAGUCGAGCACCUUGAGUUAUGUUGGUUUCAGCCAGGGCACCGCGCAGGCAUUUGCCGCACUCAGCAUUCAUCCACAGUUGAAUGCGAAGGUGAACGUCUUCAUUGCACUUGCACCUGCUAUGAGCCCCAGAGGAUUGGCAGCUCCUCUUGUUGAUGGCCUCAUGAAGGCUUCCCCAACAUUGGUGUAUCUAUUCUUCGGACGCAGAGCCAUUCUAUCUUCUACAACGACAUGGCAAGCUAUCCUAUACCCACCCAUCUUCACAAGCGUCAUCGACACUUCCUUGCGUUUCCUCUUCAACUGGCACAGUCAUAAUAUCUCAUAUCUCCAGAAAAUUGCUGCGUAUGCCCACCUCUACUCAUUAGCGUCUGUCAAGUCUGUUGUGCACUGGUUCCAGAUCAUGCGCGAGGGUGCAUUUCAGAUGUAUGACGACGAUGUCAGCGCAUUUGGCUCUCCGGGUGGGCGUGCGUACAGACCUGCGAGGUUCCCGACGAAGAAUAUUGUCACACCAAUCGUGCUCUUGUAUGGGGACAAGGACAGCCUUGUUGACAUACAGAUGAUGCUCAAAGAGCUCCCAGACCAUACGACUGUCACUCGCCUGGAUGGAUAUGAACAUUUGGACAUUCUUUGGGGAAAGGACAUUGACAAGGAUGUUAUUCCAGAGGUUGUGAACGCCUUGAAGGUGUACUGCGACGACUCUUGUGGGAGUCCAGACAAAUUCAAGGAUGGGUUUAAAGUGUUUGAGAGGCAAUCAUAG